AUUUGACACUACGUUGUUUCGAAUCACCUCCGCACACUCCAUGCCACAACUACAUCUCAAAGAGAAAUCGUGAUCGAAUGGACCCUAACAAUGACCCUGAUGCCCAUCUCAACAAGGACGUUCCAGUCCUUCUAUCGAUUCAAGAACGUCGAAGGCAGUUGGAGGCAUUCCAAGCAGGUAUUGGAACGCCACUAAUACUGGUACAGAAGACGACGCUCUCAGCAUAUUCUUUCGUAGAAUGCUAACACGGCAUCCAUGUUUUUACAACAUAGAACGGGCGCUAAACAAGUCGCUUAGAACUUCGGUACGGGGCACAGGUCGACCAAUACCACAUCCUCCCUCAGCGCUCAGUCGGUCCAUAUUCCGUCCAACGAAAUCUAUUUCUGCAAACAAACUGACACCUGUAAGCAAAUUCGUUGCGACAGAUCCAGAGCAAGCAGAUGGCGCCGCAAAACAGGAGCAGCAGACAGGAGACGAUCGGGAAAACGGCGACACAACUGUGCAUGAAUUCAAUACCCAGCGAAUCAUUCAACAUUUUGACGCUCUCUCAAAGAAGAGCAAACCUAUGCAACAUCCAUUGGGAGUACGGCGGUAUGGUGCAACGGCACACCGUGUUGAGAAGAAACCUCCUCCGACGCACUCUUGGAGAUUACACACGGAGACUUCUAGCAGGGUUCGGGACACAGCGUCUGAAGAAUUGAUGGUCGAUACCAACAUCACUGUCCAGGACACACGGGCAGGGUCAUUAACUAACUCGGACGAGUGGAAGGACUUUGAGGAUAAAAGAAGCAGCUCGACAUUACCCUGGAUCAGUGGGAGCUUUGCGAUAAAGUCAUCCGAAUUCCUGGGGACAAAGAGCGUUCGUCAAGAUCGGCCACCAGCGCUUGCACCUGGUAAGCGUCAAGAGGAACUUUAUUUGUCGCAGGUACGGCUAAUGCAGUGGUACGAGAUGAGUCGAAGAGCUGCCCAACACUUCCAAGAACAAGAAAAGUCUGCGGAGGGACAAUUUGAGGUGGUCGGACGAUUGAUCCUGGACAAACAGAAAACGCUGCAGAGUUUGAAACAGCGAUUUGAAGUUGAAAAAGAACUAGUGGAGCUCGAGGCUACGCUCGGAUAUCAAAGGGAUCAGCUCAUGGCAGUUAUUAGCGGUCUGGGGUCGUUCAAGGACAGCUACGAGAGUUUCUCGGCUACACUAGACCACGAGAGCAAUGUUCUUUCUAUUCCCGGGAUCGAUAAUCAUAAUCUGGAGCUAUGGCAGGGUCAGAUCAGGCAGUGCCAGACUGCGCUGGAAACAUGGUCCAGAGAUGAAAGCAAGAAUGGUGAACUGAUUCAGGGGAUUGCGCUAGCCAUGGGCAGAUUGUGCGACAUUGUCGAUCAAGAGAUCCAAGAGCUAAUGCAGUGCAUGACGCUUCUUGCGAGAGUCCGCGAGGCAGAGUCGCUGGAGAGCAGUUUGCUGUCCUCCAGCAUAAAUCCGUGAGCUGUGCCUUGAAACCCUCAGUUGUUUUGUGUUGCCCUUAAGAACAAGGACGAGAGGAGCACCGAUGCGUUGCUUGUAGGCGCGAUAUCCAUCUCGCAUAAGGUCUCUUUCACGC
Gamsiella multidivaricata is the source of this 1592-nucleotide messenger RNA. RefSeq lists its product as uncharacterized. The record is from RefSeq and is a predicted model, not a curated record. Bases 239 to 1477 code for a protein of 412 amino acids. The transcript is spliced from 4 exons. NCBI's taxonomy places the organism in Eukaryota, Fungi, Mortierellomycota, Mortierellomycetes, Mortierellales, Mortierellaceae.